UUUCCGCAUCCACUGUUUAUUUAUGUCUUCUAUUUCUAUUGUGAUUGUCUAAGUGUCUAGAAACUCUAGAUCUAGAUAUUCUAGCUUUAAAUUAAGCCUGUUUAGAUUUAUUGCAAUUACGUUAUUUCCCUGUGAUUAAAGGACGAAAUUAUAGGCGUCUGAUCAAAAUAUAGAGUUACACCUUGUCAUAAGCACACAGCCCAGUGUCUGGAAAUUUGAAGUAAAGCAUGGUACAAUGAAUCAAUUUAGGAUGCCCACCCUUGAUCCAGAAGAGUUGGAGAACUCAGUUCGAAUCCGAGUUGGCUACGAUGGGAAUAUUUUGAUAACCAACAUAAAGAAUGAUGUGAAGUAUUCCGAUUUCUGUGCUGAGAUAAAAGAUAUUUGCAAGUUUGUUGAAAAUCAGCCAUUCACUGUUAAAUGGCUUGAUGAAGAAGGUGACCCUUGCACAAUAUCAUCACAAAUUGAGUUAAAUGAAGCGAUUAGGCUGUAUGAAGUAAACAAAGAUUCAGAACUAAAUAUUCAUGUCUUUCCCAACGUUCCAGUGCGUCCUGGUCUACCAUGCGUCGGAGAAGACAGAAAUAUGUACAGAAGAGGUGCAAGAAGGUGGCGAAAACUCUACAGAGUCAAUGGACAUUUGUUUCAAGCUAAAAGGUUCUCUAGGAAAGCAGCUUGUGCAUUUUGUCAGGAUAGGAUCUGGGGUCUUGGCCGACAAGGUUUUAAAUGCAUCAACUGUCGAGUCACUGUCCACAAGAGAUGCCAUAAACUUUAUAAAAAAAUUUGUGGGACUGUUGAGGUUGUGGAACCUCACACACCUAACCACAAUGGGGAUACAGGAGCCGUUGGACAAUCUAAAUCCGCUAAUGGAGAUCCAAAAUAUUCUAGGCCUAACCUUCCUGUGGAAUAUGGAAAAGAGGAAAUGAGAGUUGAGGCAAUGGAUGAGGCUAGCAAAGCUGCAGAGGCUGAAAGUGAAGAAGAGGAUGAUGAUGAGGAGGAAGAUGAAGAUGAGGACCAUUUUCAUGAUGCAGAGUCUAGCUGGACAGCAAAAGUUGAGUCCAAUCCUGGGAACCCUGAUAGUGGGCAACUAACUCUGGAUCACUUUCAGCUGUUGAGGGUUAUAGGUCGUGGUAGCUAUGCCAAAGUACUGCAAGUAGAACACAAGAAGACUAAAAGAAUUUAUGCAAUGAAAGUCAUUAAGAAGGAAUUGGUUAAUGAUGAUGAGGAUAUAGACUGGGUGCAGACUGAAAAACAUGUGUUUGAAGCUGCAACCAAUUAUCCAUUCCUUGUGGGACUGCACUCUUGUUUUCAAACUGCUAGCAGACUUUUCUUUGUGAUUGAGUUUGUGAACGGGGGAGACCUAAUGUUCCACAUGCAGAGACAGAGGCGCCUGCCAGAGGAGCAUGCCAGAUUCUAUGCUGCUGAGAUCUGUCUGGCUCUCAAUUUCCUGCAUGAGAGAGGCAUUGUGUAUAGAGAUCUGAAACUGGACAAUGUCCUGCUGGACGCUGAGGGACACAUCAAGCUGACAGACUACGGCAUGUGUAAAGAAGGUCUGAAACCAGGGGACACAACUGGAACCUUUUGUGGUACACCCAACUACAUAGCUCCAGAAAUUUUGAGAGGAGAAGAGUAUGAUUUUAGUGUGGACUGGUGGGCCCUUGGAGUCCUGAUGUACGAGAUGUUGGCUGGUCGGUCGCCGUUUGAUGCCGUAGGGAAUGCUGACAAUCCAGAUCAAAACACAGAGGAUUAUUUAUUUCAGAUUAUUUUGGAGAAACCCAUUAGAAUACCCAGAUCUUUGUCUGUGAAAGCUGCUUCAUUGCUUAAAGGUUUCUUGAAUAAAGCUCCUGCUGAAAGACUUGGUUGCCACCCACAAACCGGAUUUUCGGAUAUACAAUCACAUCCAUUCUUCCGAACGAUUGACUGGGAUCUGCUAGAGCAGAAACAGAUUAUUCCCCCUUACAAACCUCACAUUCGCCACGAGCGUGACCUAGAACACUUUGACCCAGCUUUUACUAACGAACCUGUGCGACUGACCCCUGAUGACCCAAAAACCAUAAGUGAUAUUGAUCAAUCAGAGUUUGAUGGCUUUGAAUACGUCAACCCGCUACUGAUGUCCAUGGAGGACUGUGUAUAAGAUCUGAACCCUUGUUCUUCCCUAAGCUGUUUACUUCCUUGAGCCUGCUUCACACACCAAAUAUACUGCAAAUCAAAGAACUUUUUAAUUUCAGUCUAGAAACAUAGUAAAAUGUUGUUACUCACAUAGCUAUUGUUUUAUCUCUCAAUGAGUUUUAAUCAAUUUCUUCAAUUUUAGGUGAUGAUAAAGCCUUUUUUAUUUUCACUUGAUUCAAGUAAACCAUUUUGUAGAAAAACUAAUUACAUUAGUCAAUUUUGAUUAUACCUGGUUUAUUUUCCAUAUUAUUAAUCCCCCACAUUUAGUAUGAAUUAAGCUUUAAUUAUUGAUUCCAAAAUUACAACUUUGAGAUUUCUAAAGAUAUUUACUUUAGGACUUCAUGUUCUAAUUUUAGUAAUGGAAAAUUUAUCUCAUUUAUCAAUUAUGUUUGUACAAAAUUAAUGUUAGAAUAAGUGAUAAAAUUUGCAAAUACAAAUUUUUUUAAGAAAACAUUUUUUUUCCUACCUCUAAUUACCUGAUCAUGAAGGUUAAAUAAAUUAUUGAACCUGCUUACUUCCCCUAUUUAAUUUUUAUUUAUAUAUAUCUUGAAUGCAUUUAUUCACCAUUUAAAAUUAUGUUGCCAAUUUAGACAUAUUUUAUUGUAUGUAAGUUAGUGGUAAAAAAAUAUUGCUGUCAGAUAUCAUCUCAGUUUUUAGCAGAUUAGACUUAGCAUUCCACUUUUUAAACUUGACACAAUUUUUCAAACAACUCAUCUUAUGUAUAUUUUUUUUAAUUAAUUUUCUAGAAGAAAUAAUGCAUGUUAACAUACAUAGGUGAUUCUUGUCAAGCAUUUCCAUAAAUUUAUUCUUUAAAUUGUCACCUUCAGACUACUGUGUUUUGACUACCGUCAUCGCACAUUAGAGUAACACCUUGUAUGUUUAAAGAUUUCUUUCAUUCUAUCACAUUCCUUAGUAUACAAAGACCAACACAUUUUUAUUUCAGAAUUCUUUAAAAACUUUGUAGUCAUUUUCCUAACAAAAACUGUUCUUAACUUUUACAAAACUGAAUUUAUAGUAUACAGUUACAAGAGCAAUUUGAAAUGCAUCCAAAUGUAAAUUAUUCAUAUAUUUUAUAAAUUAAGUUUACUUUUUAUAAAGGAUAUGUUUUUUUAUUGUAUUUCCAAAAAACUAUGUAUAAAUUUGAUUCUUCCCUAAAAACAUGUGUAAAGGUUAUUGUUUAUUUUCAGUUAACAAUAUUAAAAAUGCCUAUUUUAGAUGUUAAAUAACAUGUAACAUAGCCCUAUCUUUGGAUUUCAUUAGAACAAACAAAUCAGAACAGAUCACUUUUUACUGAACUAGUAUCUAGUACUUCAGAAUUUACUUUUGAAAAUGUAAUGUAAAAUUUAUCCAUUUACACUGUGUAAACUGCUCAUUAGCAGUUAAAAAUUUCCUUGGUUGUGGUUGUGUUCUUUUUUUAAAAAAAAAAUCCAUUAUCUUUAAAAUGGCAUUGAAUUUUUGCACUGCUAGCUUUUACACUGGUUUGCUUUAGUUUAUAAAUUGUUGAUUUGUGUUUGAUGGUGUUAGCUAGGUUUUUUUUUUCUUUGUAGACCAAGUUAUCCUUGCUUUCUGAUUUUGUCAGUUUCAGUUUUUAAAAACAAUAGUUACAGAAACAAAAAAAUUUCUUUUUUAACGAUGUAUGGAAUAAUUUUUUGCAGUUCCUUUCUUAACGCUAAAUCUUGCUAUUACAACAUAGUAAUGACAAUUGAAAAAAAUAAUUGUUAGAUCAACAGCCAGAUUUUUUUUGUGGCAGUGAUUGCAAAAUUUAGUUUGUUUAUAAUUUUGGUUGUGAAAUUAUUAAUUUUUUUUGUUGUUGUGGCUAUGUGAAAAAUUUAUUAAAUAUUAAAAAAUCUAAUUUUAUUUUACUUUUCCUGAUAUCCUUUAGGAAAUAUUAAUCAACAUAGUUUUAACAAUUUAAAGUAAUCACUGCAGAUUCUAAAUAGAAAUGUGUACAUAUAUCCACUGUAUAAAAUGGAAAAAGAUAAUCUUUAAGUUUCGUUGUCUGUUUGUUAAUAAAAUAGUUGUAAAGAAAUGCGUAUACACACUGCAAUGUGCCCUUUGUUUUAUGAAACAUGCACACAUGUAAAUAAGUUAAAUAGGAAUUCAGUCUUUCUUGUUUUGUUACAACAUUAUAUAAAAUCCUAGAUAUAUUUAUCUUUUAAUUAAAAUAAUAAUAUACAGAUACCUUUUUUUAGGUUUUCCUAAUUCAUUUUUAGUGUAGCAUUUUAGGAUUUUGCUUUUUGUCAGCUUUACUAACAAGGUGCCGUCUAAAUUUUGUGCUUAGAAAUG
This is a messenger RNA of Physella acuta, 4449 nucleotides long. Its product is annotated as protein kinase C iota type. The record is from RefSeq and is a predicted model, not a curated record. Lineage: Eukaryota; Metazoa; Mollusca; Gastropoda; Physidae. Gene Ontology annotation, molecular function: ATP binding; protein serine/threonine kinase activity; protein binding. Gene Ontology annotation, biological process: protein phosphorylation; establishment or maintenance of cell polarity.